Molecule: messenger RNA, 3054 nt
Organism: Prionailurus viverrinus (fishing cat)
Lineage: Eukaryota; Metazoa; Chordata; Mammalia; Carnivora; Felidae
Gene: RNF2
Product: ring finger protein 2
Exons: 7
Coding region: 284-1294 (336 amino acids)
Cellular component (GO): ubiquitin ligase complex; PcG protein complex
Molecular function (GO): ubiquitin protein ligase activity; chromatin binding
Source: RefSeq, a predicted model, not a curated record
CCCUCCCCUCGCACCGCGGGCCUCCCCGCGCCGUGCACGCCCCCGUCCCGCGCCUCCGCCCCCUUGCUCGCUCGCUCCUUCCCGCCCUCCCCGCAGCGCCGGCCGCGCCGGCUUCCCCUCAGUCUCUCAUGAAUAUUGAGCGGCCCCUGUUGUAUUUCCCGAGCUCCAUUGCGGAAGCCGAGGCUCGCCAUAUUGUGCGGCGGCGCCGGCGGCCGCGGCGGCUUGUACCUGAGUCUCGGUCUGGCCGCGGCCAGCGGCGUCCCGGGCUGGAGCAGGAGCCGCAAUGUCUCAGGCUGUGCAGACAAACGGAACUCAACCAUUAAGCAAAACAUGGGAACUCAGUUUAUAUGAAUUACAACGAACACCUCAGGAGGCAAUAACAGAUGGCUUGGAAAUUGUGGUUUCACCCCGAAGUCUACACAGUGAAUUAAUGUGCCCAAUUUGUUUGGAUAUGUUGAAGAACACCAUGACUACAAAGGAGUGUUUACAUCGUUUUUGUGCAGACUGCAUUAUCACAGCCCUCAGAAGUGGCAAUAAAGAAUGUCCUACCUGUCGGAAAAAGCUAGUUUCUAAAAGAUCACUAAGGCCAGACCCAAACUUUGAUGCACUCAUCAGCAAAAUUUAUCCAAGUCGUGAUGAGUAUGAAGCUCAUCAAGAGAGGGUAUUAGCCAGGAUCAACAAGCACAAUAAUCAGCAAGCACUCAGUCACAGCAUUGAGGAAGGACUGAAGAUACAGGCCAUGAACAGAUUACAGCGAGGCAAGAAACAACAGAUUGAAAAUGGUAGUGGAGCAGAAGACAAUGGUGACAGUUCUCACUGUAGUAAUGCAUCCACACACAGUAAUCAGGAAGCAGGACCUAGUAACAAACGGACCAAAACAUCUGAUGAUUCCGGGCUUGAGCUUGAUAAUAACAAUGCAACAGUGGCAAUUGAUCCAGUAAUGGAUGGUGCUAGUGAAAUUGAAUUAGUAUUCAGGCCUCAUCCUACACUAAUGGAAAAAGAUGAUAGUGCACAGACAAGAUACAUAAAGACUUCAGGUAAUGCCACUGUUGAUCACUUAUCCAAGUAUCUGGCUGUGAGGUUAGCUUUGGAAGAACUUCGAAGCAAAGGAGAAUCAAACCAGAUGAACCUUGAUACAGCCAGUGAGAAGCAGUAUACCAUUUACAUAGCAACAGCCAGUGGGCAGUUCACUGUAUUAAAUGGCUCUUUUUCUUUGGAAUUGGUCAGUGAGAAAUACUGGAAAGUGAACAAACCCAUGGAACUUUAUUAUGCACCCACAAAGGAGCACAAAUGAGCUUUUACUAAAACCAAGUCUGAGAAUGAACUUUUUUUAUAGCCUAUUUCUUUAAUAUUAAAGAUGUAACGUCUUUACUUUUAUGGACAGAAUCUUGGAUAUGUUGUUCAGUUUUCUUUCUGAGCCAGACUCGUUUACACUAUUAGAAUCUUUUCCCCUUAAUUUAAGAUUUCCUUUUUGGAAGGGACUGCAAUUAUUCAAGACUUCUUUCCUUUUAAAAAUAAUCUAAGUUGUAUGUUUUCACUCACUAAGUAUGGUUCCAUUUGGAGCACCCUUUUGACCCAGGAAUUUUUCAUAGUUCUGUAUUCUUAAGAUUCAGUUGGCUAUUCUUUUCCCUCCCCUCCAAAGUUUUUUAGGCCUACAGAAUGUUAAAUAAUACGUAUUUUGACUUUUUUUCCUGGAGUCUUGUAUAUUUAUAGUUUUCUAUAUAAGCUGUAGUAUCUUCAUGAAGACCAAGGCUCAAAUUUACUGUGCUUAAAAGACAAUUCUCAUAGGAUUAUUAUUUUCAUGGUAUUUUCUUCCAUAAAAUCUCAUUUUUUAAAAAGGUUCUUUAUGAACUUAGUGUCCAUUGUCAUGCAAUGUUAUUUUUUUCCAUUUUUUCCCUCUAAUUUUGGAAUUUCUGAUCCUGGGAAAGAGAAACAAAAUGUCAAGUUCUGUGAGAACUUGGUUCAUUUACAGAUUUCACUGAAGAAAGAAAAAUUGGUCUUAUGUAGUCUUCAAGUGUAUAUUUAAAGAGGUCUUUUUUGUAUUAGCUUUACUGUCACUUCAGUUUCUUUAUUAUGUGUGUUUGAUGUUUUUUCCUAUUAAAAUAUCAGAGAUAUGGAGAUAUUUUGCACUUUAGCCUUGAUGAAAAGUACAAGAUAUGUUCAAACCUUCCCUAAUUCUUUUCUUAUUGGUAGCCACGUAAGUUUCAAGAAUAACAUGGCGCAUAGAACUAACAAUUGGGGGGUGGGGGGAAUUUGCUUCUGUUUGAAAAGUGUGUUCAGCAUUUUUGGUGGCCCUGUCAGUUUAUAAAUUUGGUGCUCUGCUAAUCACACUCUAGAGAAGCAAGUUAAUGGAGCUUGAGCCCUGCCCUAGUGAAAGAUUAUUCUGUAGAAGAAUGUCAGCAAGUAGGGUAAAGUCAUUCUCUUCUUAGUUUUAUAUUGAGGGACAGUGUUGGGCUUUUGGAGCCAGAAGGCUUUAUGAAGACAGAUCAGAAAUAUGAUUGACCUUGUGUGUUACUUUCAUCACUGUCCUGAUUCCAGGUAUGUUUCCAAGUUUAUAAUAAUCACAGUAUUUACAAAUACUUUUGUUUGCAUUGAGAAAUUAACCCCAGUGGGUUUUUUGUUUGUUUGUUUUUUGUUUUUGGACAGGGGUGAGUAGUCCUUCAGUACCAUUGUAACUAAAUAACCUGUCUAGUCAUUGUAUAUAUUUAUCUGUCAUUUUUGACAGAUUGGGGCCAGCUUGAUGUUUUGAAUCUUUAGCCCAAUAUGAAACCUAAAGGCUCAUUAAAUUUUUUACCAUUUUAUUGAAAAUAUUUACAAUCUGUUUUUACAGUUUUAUUGGUAAUCUGUGCCAUGAAAUUUGAAGACCACCAUAAAUCAAGGGAAAUUUUGUAUUCAGUUCCUUUUCUGGUGUAACGUUAAAAUUGUAUAGAUUAUUAUUAAUGCAUGUCCACUGAAUAUAACCCUGGUUUUGUGAUAUAACUGCUUACAUUUUAUUGGUGAUAUUAGAUUAGUGGUUGCAUUAAAUAACUAAAUUCCCAUUGUGAUUAAUUGAAA